This is a messenger RNA of Homarus americanus (American lobster), 17703 nucleotides long. Its product is annotated as protein split ends-like. Gene Ontology annotation, cellular component: nucleus. The record is from RefSeq and is a predicted model, not a curated record. The transcript has 16 exons. Gene Ontology annotation, biological process: regulation of transcription by RNA polymerase II. Bases 124 to 15162 code for a protein of 5012 amino acids. NCBI's taxonomy places the organism in Eukaryota, Metazoa, Arthropoda, Malacostraca, Decapoda, Nephropidae. Gene Ontology annotation, molecular function: mRNA binding.
UGUUGGUUUUCUCUUUACAGGCUGCCGGAGGAACACAGUGGGUAUGACCGUUCUAGUCAUUUCUAUGAAGGCAGGCGAGAUGAAGGGCUUGGUUACAACGGUCCCGGAGUUGGCCCUCCCGGAAUGCGCCGUGCCUACCCUAAUGAUCGGGAACAGGACUUCCCGAGCAGAGGUCGGUUGCGGCCUUACACGAGAGGACCCUAUGGUGGAGGACGCCCCGAUCAGGGGGACUACCAAUGGGGUAAUACCCAGUAUCGUUACCUUCAUCAAGACCCUUACGUGGAGGAAAAGGUGGUGGUACGGAGAGGAGCCGUGCCACCCGCCUCGGCUUCUCCGCCUCCCCUCCCUCGUCCUGCUGCACCCCGGCCCUCGAGGAUUCACACCGGAAGUAGCAGUAUGAACAAAAGGCGUGGACCCGCUAGCAGAUCUGGGUCUGAAUCCCGGUCGACAAGUAGAAGCAGCAGUAGCAGCAGUAGUAGUAGUAGCAGUAGCCGAUCCACUUCCAGCAGCUCGAGAUCACCAUCACCGAGACGAAUAAGUGUUGGAGGUAUAUCAAGUGGAGCGCUCCUCACUCCCGGUGGUGGAGGACUCGACUCUCCCCCAGAAGAGAAGAGACCACUAGCUAUCUGUGUUAGAAAUCUUCCACCUUGGUCCACAGAAACAUCGUUGCGGGAGGGAUUGUUCCAUGACUACAAGAAACAUGGAAAGGUAAUGGCUGUACGCUUGCUGGGCACUGGCAAUGACCGCUUUGCUGUUGUCUGCUUUAAGAAGCCGGAGGAUGCAGAGAAGGCUCUCGACGCCUCACGAGAAAAACUUUUUUUUGGUGUCAAAAUCCAGGUGGCGCCUCAUGAAGGAGUCGAGCUGGAUGAGAGUGAAUGUAGAGCUUAUGAUAUCGAAGUGGACGAGUACCACCCUAGAGCCACCCGCACCCUCUUCAUCGGCAACUUGGAGAAGGAAGUCACCAUCGAGGACCUCAAGAAACAUUUUGAACAAUUUGGUGAUAUAAUUGAGAUUGAUAUUAAGAAGCAAAAUACAUCAACUUUUGCCUUCUGCCAGUAUUCAGACAUCCGGUCAGUAGUGCGAGCCAUGAGGCAGAUGGACGGGGAACACCUCGGGACCAAUCGUAUUAAGUUGGGGUUUGGUAAAUCAAUGCCGACUCGUUGCGUCUGGAUUGACGGCGUACCCGAGACAAUGGCCGAGAAGCAGCUGUACGAGCAGUUCUUACGCUUUGGUCCCGUCAUAAACACCAUCAUUGACCGGGAGAAAGGACAUGCCCUCAUCUUUUACGAGAUUGAGAAGUAUGCCUCUAGUGCAGUCAUGGAAAUGCGUGGACGGAUGCUGAAUGGCAGAAAGAUCCAGAUCGACUUUGCCUCUCGAGAAUGCCAAGCUGCCUUCUUUGAACAUCUGGCGAAGCAGGGCCAUCCAGUGCCAACAGACCGGCCCUGGGAGCGACGAGAACUGGAAAAGGAGCCGGGGCGCUACGAGGGCACGACCAACAGAUACAGUCGAUAUGAACGUACAAGAAGAGAAGGGGCCCCGUUCCCCGCCAGACCCACGGCCAACAACAGAGCGGCUCCCUACAACUCCACCGGUACCCGAUCGCGAGGCAGAUACGACAACUACGACGAGUUCCCCCCAGUAAGGAGUUAUGAUGAAUUCAGUCAAGGAAGUGGUGCAUCCUAUGAAGACUCUUAUGAACGGGAACUUCGUGAGUAUGCUGGGAGUCAGAGGUAUGGUGAGGGAGUUGGCAGUGGAGGUGGUAGUAGUAGUGGAGCUGGAGGCAGCAGGCGACACAGCUUUAGUCCUGCGUGUCGGCGGGACGAUCCCUCGCCGGGCUCACAGCGGGCUCAUUCGAGAGAUCGCAGCAGUUUGAGCCCUCCGGCCCGCGUGCCGUACGAGGAUGGUGAAACUGGCGGUCGUCGUACCGCCCGACGCUCCACUAGUGAUCACGACAGCUUUCACAGUCAGUCUCCUCCCGGGUCUCGUGCUGCCUCUCCACCGCCGCCGCCACGUCCCACAAAAGGCAAUUCGGGGGUUUCCUCUCGUUUGGCUCCAAGAUCUCCGGGAACGCCAAUAGCCGCGUCGCCGUCGCGCGAAGUAACGCUACUGGACGAUCGUUCCCUCCCGGAUCCUCGCGACUACAGAAGACGUACAAACGACCUCAAAGAUCUCGUCGUACGCGUCAGUGACGUACGUCGUCCGCCUCCUGCACCGCCGGAGUCGCCCCACCGGACGGGCACCCAUCGACUUCAUCGUUCAUCUCACACCGAGGACGGGGAGGACGUAGUGAGUAGCAGCAGCGGGGGUGCAGGCGGUCCACAGGAUCCCAGACUCGUUCACCGCCGAAGUGCUGACGAUCCGUCGUCAUCGGGGGACGAGCGGCCGCCCGAUCCCGAACGACCUCCUAAGAAACCACGUUAUAAUGAAGUCAAUUACGAGAAGAUAGUGAGUGUAAAACGGCUGGCCGAUAGUAGUGAUUCCAUACCAAAUUUCCGACGACCGCACGACGCUCGCAGAGACAGUCGAUUGGUGAGACGCAGCGGGGAAACCUUGCCGCCGCCGCCACGUCACACCGAGGAAGUUCUCCAUGAUCCACGCUAUCGCAGACCUUCUAUAUCGGACUCUGUUGACGACGUACAUUGGCGACGUGACGCCGUUCAUGUGUCUUCCUCGUGUGAUGCAGCUGCAGACCAUAGUGACACCAGUCCUCCUGGUACCCCCGUCCGUGAUGAGAGAGAUGACUCCUCAGACCCUGUACGUCACACUUUACACCACCACCACCCUCACCAUCAUAAUCAUCACCAUCAUCACCACAGAGAACGGUACCACACUGUCCCUCUUUCUCUGCCAUUACCAAGGUUUGCACAGCAAGUUCGGGCCCAUCUGUCGCCGCGUGCUGCAUCAACAUCUCCCAAAGGUGCCAGUCUCUUGCGGUCUCCUCCAUUCAGCGGUGGAGCGAACGUAGGCGUACGAGGAGACUCCCGAGAAGUGGCCGGAGCCGUGAUGGACACGCCACUGUCGCCCGGUCCACGUGACAGUCCCUCAGACUCUGAAGAAUCCCCUUUGCCUUCACCAUGUAGUCCUUCUAUUGAUCUAGAACAGCGGAUACGUGCGCUAGAUGAGAAGUAUGAAAAAUGGUCUGGGUCAUCAAGGGUAGUGGGAAACAGCUUAACAUCAAAUGCAAAUGAAAUUGUGAAUGAUAGUGGGUGUAGCUCUGGAGGUAGUGGGAAUAAAAAUGCACGAUUACCAAGAAUACUCGAUCUCGAGGAGCUGCGGUCACAGCCGUCCGAUAUUGUUAAAUCCCUUCUUUCAAAAAGAUCAGUCUUUGACGAGGAUAGCAAACGACUGGAAAAUGUCGGUGAUAAAUACGAACCCAAGCCAUUCACUGCAGCUUCACGUACUACCAGAGCUGGAAGUCUCUUGCCGAGUCCACCGUUGGUCAACACGCACGUCCCACGCCUUCCUGCUACCCCACCUGCUGUGCCCUCUGCUACACCUAUCAGUAGCCUGCCAGGUGUUAGACUAUCGAGUCAUCAGACACAGCAACAACAACCCAUUACUUCAAGUCCUUCACAAGUUCCUAGGGUGUUUGUUUCUGUCCCGCAGGUCAGUAAGUCUCAGGGAUUGUCACCGCUGCAUAGACCUGCAGUUUCCCAGGCAGUACGCCCACCUGCCUCCAGCCCUGGCUUUAGUCCCGGUGUCAGUCCUGGUGUCAGUCCUGCCCAUCCACCACACAUGUCUCCAGUAACACCUGUAAGCCCAGCACCGCCCCUUACCACCACCUCUUCCAUUGCUACCGCCACCAAUACUACCUCAGCUGCCACGCCACUUAGACGCACCCCUUUGCCGCCCCGUGCAGUGCGUCUUGACUUGCCAGUUAUCACAGGAGAUGUGGGGGAGGUCUCGGGGGGAGGGUCAUCGAGUGGAGUGGUUACUGUCGUUGCCGACACUCGCGUUACGGGCGUAGUGUCGGUAACGCAGUCGGUGUCGAGCAGCAAGUCGGUGCUGACCACUACCACCAGCGUCCUGCAGCCGUUGUCCAGCCCCGCUGCUGCGUGGUCUGCUGCGGGAGAAUCUGCACCGCAUAAUGUACCUGAGAGGAGUGGCAGUCAUGCUCUCCCAUUAUUAGUAAAAGAAGAGCCUCCAAUGGAAGAGGCAGGGGACCCUAUCCUUCAGAGAAUAAAAUGUGAUCAACCCAGCUUAGAGGAUACUAAAACCAAAGAGUUUGUGAUGGAAGUUAGUGAAUGCAAGGAAACAGUUUUGUCUGUUGCUGCAGAAGACUUGAACACCCAUCUGAAGACAGGACCACUCAAGAUAGAGGCUAUUAAAACAGAAAAUAUAAAAGUGGAACCGUUUAAAUCAGAAAAUAACAAGACCGAGGUAAUUAAAGUGGAGAAUGUCAAGCUAGAAAAUGUAAAAAGUGAAACAAAUAACAAGGAAGUGACCAAUAACCACAAACGAAGACACAGUAGCGUUGACAGCGACCCUCGUUAUAAGGGGGAUGGAAAAUCCCUCGAACCCGAUUCUAAACGAUUGAGAUACGACGGCGAAGAGGAAAAAAUUCUCAGAGAAAAGGUGGGCAAAGAGCGACGGGACUCCCGAGAUGCCCGGGAGAGUAAAAAGAGUGACCAUAAUAAGAAGAGUAGGUGUUGUCGAAGGGACGAAAGUCACGACGACAAAAUCAACAACAGAACUUUUGACUUGUUGGAAACUAAACAGAAAAGGAAAACGUACGAGAAUAAACUAGACGAGAAAAAGGAAGACGGUCAUAAAAAGGAAGAGAAGAAAGAGAGAAAGAAAGACAAAUUAGAGGAAAAGUUUCACGACAGUAAAGCGGAAAUUCGUACGCUGGAAAAAGUCUGCGAGAAAAAAAGUGAGGACAGAAAGGACGACAAGAAAGAAGAGAAGAGAGAAGAACGCAGGGAAGACAAGAAAGAAGAGAAGCACGAGGAAAAGAAAGACGAGAAGAAAGAAGAAAGGAAAGAGAGCGUUCGGGAGGAAAAAGUCAAGAAUGAGGGAGAGAAGAGAAGACACAGUGAAGACAAGAGAACAGAACCACGGGACCAGAAGCAUAAAGAGAAAAAAGAGAAAUCGAAGGACAGACUCAAGAGCUCUUCCACAUCAUCGCGGUACGACAAGGAGGCGGAGAAGGAACGGAUCCGAGAAAAAGAGAAGGAAAAGGAGAGAGAUAGAGAACGUGAGAAAGAAGAAGAAAAAGAGAGGGAGAGAGAAAAGACCCUGGAGAAAGAGCGAGAGAAGGAUAGAGAAAAGGUGUCGGAGAAGGAGAAGUGUUUGGAAAAGGAAAGAGCUCUUGAGAGGGAGAGAGAAAAGGCUCCUGAUAGGGAGAGAGAAAAGGCUCUUGAGAGGGAGAGAGAAAGAGAAAAAGCACUUGAAAGAGAAAAGGCACUUGAAAGAGAUAGAGAAAAACUCCUUGAGAGAGAAAGGGAGAAAGCUCAUGACAGGGAGAGAGAAAAGGCUCUCGAGAGGGAACGAGAAAAGGCAAUUGAAAGAGACAAAGCCGUUGACAAGGAAAGAGAAAAAGCUCUGGAGAAGGAGAGAAAAAAGGCCAAUGAAAAAGAGAGAGAAAAGGCUGCAGAAAAGGACAAAGUAUUGGAGAAGGAGAGAGAUAAAACUGUAGACAAAGACAGAGAACGGGAGAAAGACAAGGAGAAGAUCCGCAUCAAUGACAGAUCCCGUGAACGAGACAAAGAAAGACUAGGAAGAAUCAACCAUCGCGAUAAUGCCGAGAGAACCGAGAGCAGACGAGACGGUCGCCAUAACAACGACCAUCGCCAUAAUGACAAGCGAAGAGACUCUCGGCACGAAGCGACGGUCAGGCAUCACCACAGAUCGUACGACGCGUCCGACGCGAACGACGCCUCAAAGAACAAGCUCCGUAAGACUCGCCUCCUGGAAACCGACGAAGACGAGAUCCCAGAGCUGAAUAAAAUAACUACUGUCCAUUAUUCCAGCAGUGAGGAUACCAUAACACUCAAUCACGAUUCUUGUAUACCUCGUACGGAAGAUUCCAUUCAUCGAACGGAAAAACCCGAAGCGUGCGGGGAGUCGGAAGAGAGGAGAGGGGAGCGGCUGCGUGAUGGUCGACGUAGGAAGCACGAUUCUGGCAAGAGUGAUGGAGAGGCACGGUUGAAAGCUACUUCUUGUAGAGUUAGGACUAAUCCUCCUCAACCAGCUCGAAUUAAAGGUCGCAACGAUUCCCUCGACCCUCAGUUACCCGCCAGCGACGUAGCAACUUCAGAAGACGAGGUGACGCGGGCCAAAGUGGCACCGAUAUCCCGACGCAACAGCACAAGCAAUAAAUCACACCAACAACACAUAAGAAUAGGGAUGACCACAACUCAGAAAAACAAACAUGGUAAUAAAACUAAGUCAAUAUUUGAUCCAGAAAGUGAUUCUUGUGAUAGUUUGUCUGGCUCUGGUGGGGAGGCAGAAGAUGGGGAGGAGGAAGAGAUUCCUAAAAAACACUCCAUAUUUGACAUUCCUGCCGACGACGGUAAAUUUGACAUGUACGAUAAGGUGAAGGCAAGACGACUAAAACGGCAACAGAAACAGGAGGAAGAGAGAAGACAGCAAGAAAUAAAACAGUUGCAGAUGCAGAAGUAUCGUCAACACCAGCGGGCCAGGAAGGAGAAGAAAGCGACCCCUCCCAUUCACUCCGACAUCUCGGAUUCUGACGAAGAGGAAGACGCCAGCGGUCGAGGACACAAGCGCAUACACAAUCGGCAGACCAGCUCGGACGACGACGCUCUUCGUAAACGCCGACCCACGCAUCUAACCUCGGAUGAGUCGGAUGAUGACAUGUGCUUGAGGCAAGACAAGAAGAAAUUAUCAUCACUAACCGGCUGUAAAAAGGAAGUAAAACAUAAAGCCAAAAAUAUGAUUGUAUCUGAUGUUACCACUGAUGAUGAAGUGGUCAUAAACUCUCCCAGUUAUCCUUCCACUAUUAGACUAAAUAGUAUUCCCGACGGUGCCGAAUCCGGAGACAACGUCAGAAGUCUCGGCGAUCAUCUCUUUAUUGAUUCGGAUACGGAGAGCGAUGCACACGUUAAAAGACCGAGCAAACCGAUGAGACAACUCGAGUCGGAGAGCGAAGUGUCGGAUGUUUCGUCCCACACUAAACCGCCCAAACCAGCAGCUAGAGUAAAAGUUCGGGACAAAGAGCGAAAACCGAGUCGGAUUCGGGAGAAACCCAAGAAAGGCGUCAGUAUCAGUAAAGAAAUUAUCACAACUUCGGAGGACAGCGAUGCAGCCGUACCCUCGGAAGAUUCUCGUCCGAUCCGCCCAAAAGUAAAAGCCGAAGCGGUUGAAGUACGACAAGAAAAGCCCGUCUUACAGCCACAGCGGGAGAGAAAACGAACGGGCGACGGAGGAGUCACCAGAGAUAAGAUAUCCUCUAAGAAAGACGAGAGAAUGGAGAUCAUAUUUGGUCAUAUAUCGGACGACUCCGACGCGACCCCAAACUUGCCGUGUGUUUGUCCCGCUUCUGCCACGUCAAGAAGAAAGGGAUCUGCUUCAUCGGGAACGUCUACAGCGCCGCCACCUCUAUCUCCCGCGCCGACUCGACUCACCGUGUGCGAAGUGUACGAUACCGACUCUGACGACACGCAGAUACCGCCUGCGUCGAGACACGGCCACGUUCGAGCUAAGCAGACGUCCCAAGAUGCUUCGUGGUUAGAAUCGAGGAGUGAAAUUAAGAUCGAAAAUAAAAUUAAACCCGAGUGUAGGAUCGAAGAACGACGAAGUUUGAAAAAAGAGAAAUCUCGACGUGAGCCGCCUCCAUCCUCAGAGGUUGUCAGACCAAUGUCAGAAUCAGGAAAAAGUAGUAUUAGUAGUAGCAGCACAAGUACCAAUAACAUAGCUAGUACUAGUACCAAUGCUAAUAAUAGUACAAUUGAUGAAGUGUCUCAGCCGUAUAUGCGACAGUUAACUGAAGUAAUAAAGGAAGAGCCCGAGUAUCGUGACUCCGAAACCAGCGUCACCGUAGAUACGUUUCGCAUCAACGACGAAGAUCCGGGCGAGCAGCGGGACUCUCGUAAGGAUAAGAAAAGAAAGAAAAGACAGAAGAGAGAAAAAGAUUGCAGUCGCGGUCGCCGUCAUCAUCGUCAUCCCGGCGACGACCACAUUCCCGAACAUCAGAACGAUCGCCACAGUAUUGACCAUUCCUCUUUGUUGCACAUAGAUACUGCUUCCCCACACAGCCCACAUGAACUAUCUUCCCCUUGCAUGCUUAGUCCUCAGGAUAAAAUGAUGGUGGGUCAUGGUGCGCCAACUGCAGUCAGUCCACAUAGUCCACAUGUGAUGCCCCAACCUCCAGUGUCAGUAUGCAACUCCUCUGAUACCUGUACACCUCACAGUCCCCUCGAACCACCGCCUCUUCAGAGUCCACCCGCACGCACCCUUUCUCGGGACUCUCGGCAAUCUAUCGAGUCCAGGGAAAGUAACGAAUCGUCAGAAGUUAAGGGAGGCCGUAGUCCACAUCCACUCGCUGCUCUUCCUCCAGAUGCAGCAGAGUCAGCAGUACAGUCUCUCACAUCCCACGUACCGGCUUCAUCACCCUCCACAGCACACGAGCCAAUAUUUGAGGAUAUAACGGAAGCAUCCAAUCUUAGUGCUCCAGAUACCUCUGUUGAUAACAAUGCAGCUACUAGUGGAAGUGGUUCAGGAAAAGCUUCAAGAGCUGUCAUUUCUCAAGAAGAGACUCUCAAUGCAGUAGCAGGACUUCUAGCAUGUUAUGAUGAGUACAGUGAUGAUGCUGGCGUACAGCCGGCAGUUGAAGAAACACUUAUGCCUCCUGACACUUCUGCAGCUGCUGAGGAUGCUUUUGAAGAAGCUCAAAAAGCUGCCCAAAUGCUGCAGUGUGAAAUGCCCGGGGAAAGAGAGGACGCGUGGCCACAGCAGCCGCCGCACAACCCACCGUCUACUCCUGUCAAAGUUCCUGAAGAACCUGAUACCCAACCGGUGGCACCACAGGAGGAAGAGGAAGAGGAAGAACAUGAACCCCAAACUGAAGAUAGAAGAUUUUCACAGGUUCCACCUGACAGUCCAGCAUCUAUGCAGUCAGAACCUGAAUUACAAAUCGAUGAAGACCAACCUGACCCCACUGAUGAUCUAGAUUCAUCCACAUUAACUCCAGAGGAGCAGAAGGCACAUGCCCAUUCUCAAGAUGAAGAAAAUGAUGUAUCAACUCGGGACUCUUCGUGGUCUAGUGCUGCUGAAAAAUCAGGUACUACAGAAUCUUCAUCAACACCAGUCAUAUCAGGAGAUGAAGUUCAUAGUGAUGAAACAAACCAGAAAGUAGAACAAGCAGAAAAGACAGUUGUGACACACCAACAAAAAUCUGAAAGUCCCACCACAGCAGUAGCAAGUCCGCCCUCUGGAACUCUCCCGGAAAAGGUUAACCAACCCGAAAUGCCUGCUCAGACAUCACAGCCAGCAGAUACUCUUAGCACUGGGACAGCUUGUGUGAAGCCCACAACAUCAUCUGUAAAAACAGCCUCUGCAGUACCUUCACUUCCUACAAAACACCCAGCAUUGCCUGUAAAGUGUUCACCAGCUCUCGUAAAACCCACAUCCGUUUCAGAGAAAUGUACAGUAACUCCUGUAAAACCCACAACAGCCUCAGAAGAACCUAACUUGGAUCUUGUAAAGUCUGAUUCACAACCUCUGAAAAGCUCAUGUUCUAUAACAGAUACUCCUGUGACAACAACCCCAACAACACACUCAUUAGAAGUCAGUUCAAAACAUACAGUAAACACAACAGUCUCCUCCUCACCUCAGUCUCAUGCUGUAGGGAACACUUUCAAGCCCAAACUAGAUGGUAACCAGAAGUGCUCCUCAGACACCAUGUCAAAUUUAUUGUCCAGCUCGCCUGUAACUCUUCCAUCUUCAGUUCCUUCCUUAACAAUAGCAAAUUCUGUAUCUGUAAAUUCUGCCUGCACAUCAUUGUCAUCUUCAACCUCUGUAGUGUCUAGUGUAACAUCUUUAACAACUCCUGUUUCUGUCCCAGUGACCACUUCAGUAUCUUCCCCUACUUCUAUAACUCCCCCAUCAUCAGUAUCAACUAUAGAAAUGAUUCCAGCCUCCCUGCCUGUAUCAACAUCAGUCAACACUUCAGUUUCCAUUCCAACUUCAAUGCCUAUGUCUACCUCUACAGCAUCUUCAACUAGUAAUACAUUGUUCACUACCACUUCAGUUCAUACUUCUACUCCUAUAUUGACCACCACACCUGUACACACAUCUGUUUCAUUGACGGCUCCCUCUCCUGCACAGCCCUCCACCUCACUACCUACUACUACUUCAGUUCUCAAUACAAGUAUGUCAUCCACCACCACCACCACCACCACCUCCUCCUCUAUAUCUACUCUCACUUCAAAUGCAAAUCCCACUCCAUUGUCUGUUGCUUCCUCAACACCAGUUCCAGUUUCUUUACCAAAUACAUCUUCAAUUAUGACAACAACUUCUUUUUCCACUCCCACUCACAUCCCUGUUCCUGUUACUGGACCUGUUCCUCCCUCUGUUCCCAUCCCAGCCACAGAGCCAAAGACUGCUACAGAGCCAAUAGAAAUUACUGACACAAAACUGAACAUAAACAAAACAAUAAAAGAAGAAACUACACCUGAUGACAGUAAGGACGUGAAGCCUUUCAGUGUUGAUGCAUCAAUAUCCACUAGCAUGUCCACCUUAGUUCCUGACACUAAAGCUGUUGAUACAAAAUGCAGUUUGGGUUCACAGGUACCAACUGAUGUGAAAGGAAAAACAGAAACUGUAUUGCCUGAAGAGGAUAGUUCUUGUAUGGAAUCCAAACAAGGAUUUGAGGGGAUGGUUUCAGUUGAUGGAACAACCACAUCUGAAACAGUUAAAGUUGAAAGUGCCAGCAAUCCAAUGGCAGUUGAGCGUGCAUUAGCUAAUCUUCAGACAAUUGUCAGCGAGACGGCAACACAACCCGACUUAGAGAGAGCUUCGCAACCAAAUGCAGAAGAGUCUUCGUUGUGUGUGGAACAGAAGCCAAAGUCAGAAGUGAUGCCUCCAAGACCAUCAACACCACCUCAGCCACAAGAUGAUUUAGCCAAGUUAGAACAAGUUUGUUCCGAGAUACAAAAUCAGAAUGAAGACAUCCCAGUAGAAGACAAGUCUCUCGAGUCAAAAAGUGUUCCUCUGUCUGAAGAAAUUACUAAAAAUGAUCCAAAAGUUCAAGAACGCACAGUUGUAGCGACUCGAGGCAGGGGGCGAGGACGUGGUCGACGAGGGGGUAGACGGGCUACCGAAGUUGCAGAGGAGACCUCUGGUACUGUGUUACCUAUCACUCGCUCUGGUGCUGCAACACGUGGCAAGGGUCGAGGUCGAGGACGCCAGACUCGCAACAGUGAGAGUCAGAAGGAUGUGCUACAGACAGACCUUCCUGUAAAUCAAAUUACCGACAAAACCUUACCAGAACCGAGACGAAGCAGCCGUACGAAACGUGCUCGACGUCACCCAGACAUGGUAGAUCACGAAGAAACGAGUGCACGUCGGCGCCGUGGUCGCGGCGGACGCAUCAAUCAAGCGGAAGACAGCCGGCCACUGCCAACACCAGCAGCCCCGGAUGUAUAUGACUUCCAUGAAUCUGAUGAUGAAGAUAUCAACUUAGGUCUUGCCAAAACCAAAAUAAAGAAGGAAGUGCCUCGAUCUGUUGCGGGCAGAAGCCCAGUUAAGCCGGAGCCAGAAGAAAUUCGUCGAGUAGAAAAUGACGACAUUCGUCCUAUGGCACCAAUUACUCGAAGAUCGGGACGGCUUCGCGAUAAGGCUAAUGAUGAUGAGCCACAAGGUAUUGGUGAAGAAGGAAACAGUAAUGAAUCAAUUAUUGUGUUGGAGAGUACAAUUCCUUUACAGCCUCUACCUGUAACAACUACCUUACCUGUUACGCUGCCCACAACCGUUACAUCUACAGUUACAGCUCUGUCCACCCGUGGCCGUGGACGUGGUAAACAGCGCGAUGUCGACAUCAGACGGGAUCUUGACAUCAGACGGGAUCUUGACAUCAGACGGGAUCUUGACAUCAGACGGGAUCUCGACGUCAGGCGCGAUCUCGAUGUCAGGCGCGAUGUCGACGUCAGGCGCGAUGUUGACGUCAGGCGCGAUGUCGACGUCAGGCGCGAUGUCGACGUCAGGCGCGAUGUCGACGUCAGGCGCGAUGUCGACAUUAGGCGCGAUGUCGAUGUCAGACGUGAUGUCGACGUCAGACGGGAUCUUGACGUUAGGCGCGAUGUUGACGUCAGACGUGAUGUCGACGUCAGACGGGAUCUUGACGUCAGACGGGACCUUGACGUCAGGCGCGAUGUUGAUAUUGACGAGGAAUCGUCUGUGCGCAAGAGCCCACGCGGCCGACCACGCUCCUUUGACUCACAGUUGGAGACUGACAAGCCCAUUUUGUGCACCCCUCAGACCAUACCUUCAACAACAACCUCAGCAACAAGUGUUUCCACAAUAGUGACCAGUGUAGUCACAACCAGUACAACCACCUCGGUGAAUCCAUCUGUAGAAGAACGAAAGUCUGAAGCAGAAUUAGUAGAUCCAGUAACUGGUGUUGUGACCAGAGUGAAAGUCUGUGAAGAGGGUCAGUAUGUUACAGACAGUGGUGAAACAGCCAUUCCUCCCACAGUACAUUCUUUACCUACUGCAGACAGCCUCACUAAACAGCAAAUUGUGUGUUCAUCAUCAGUUUGCACCAACAGUAAUACAAGCCCUUGUGUAAGUUCUGUAGUUAGCACCAGCAAUGUUGAUGCUUCUCAUUCAGCAACUCUUACCAGUAGAUGUCGACCGGGUGUGACAAUGACUGUCGCUAACAGCAGUAAUAUUGGUGUUCCGUUGAUGAGUGCCGGUCGUGUUGGAGAGGUUAGCGUGGAACUGGUCACGAGGGUUCGCCCCCCACUUGCAACCCCCACACAAGUGUCAGCAAGUGUUCCUACUAUGGUACCUACCAUUUCUACUGCCAUACCACCUACUAUACCUUCUGUUUUGACUCCAACUCAAGUACCCCCUGUUCGUAAUGCCAUACCCGCUGUUGUAGCUUUAGGAGGAGCACCACGACCUGCUGUAACUGCACCUGUUUACAUAACCAAACAAAAGCCUGUACAGCUGCAGCAACAACAAACACAGGUACAGCCAGUCCAACCACAGAUAUCCCAGCAACAACAGUUACAACAAAAGCAGGUGCAGCAGCAUCAACAGCAGCAGCAACAACAACAACAACAGCCUCAACAACCACCACAAACAAAGCCUGUUCAGAUCAAGACCAUGGCUGUGGUUUCCUCGCCAGCAUCCAUACCUUUAGGAAACCACGUACGCAAGUCCAGCGUGACAGCCCCAGCUUCUGCUUAUUACCCACCAAAGUCUCUACCAGCCACCCCUGGAGUGAGCGUAAGUCAGCCAGUUAGUCGUGCUGCAGUGGUGCCCAAGACUAGCACCUCCAGCAACCAAUCACAACCCACGGACCUUUUAAUGGAGGGCCGUCCUGUGCCCGGUGCCCCAGCUGCAACUUACGAAACCACCCAUGCUAGAGUUGCUCCUGCGGCUGCUAUUGAGGAUAGUGCAGGUCAUCACAGAGUCUUUAUUGAGGAACAGCGGGCCGUUCACGGAGAGUUUAUCGGCAUGAACAUGCACCCGCGCUAUCCUAACUCACGUUUCCUGGAACCGCCACGCGUCGACGUCGCGAGAUUACCCGGUUCUUCUCCGUCGACUCCUUCACCUGCCGGUCGACCCCACGAGUCGGAGCCUCACGCUCCCGCUCAUCACAAUACGAUUCCAGGAUACGACAUGCAUGCUGUUGCUGCUGCUGCUGCCCACAGUCACAGUGCGGCUGCCCCCAUGCCUGCCUCCUCUGUCUCAGCUGCCCCCAAGGGUGGACUGGCUCACUACUACCAUGCAGGGGAUGUAGGAGAGUACCAGCAACAGCCUGUGGCUCUCCACCACCCCCACCAUCCAUCACAGAUUAAUGCUAGUGGUGGUGGUGGUGGGGGUGGUGGCACUGGUGGUGGCGGUGGUCCUGGUGUUGGUGGUGGGGAACGCUACCUUACCUCUCCACCAUUGUCCACCCCUCCCUCUGCCCACACUCCCCCACCUGCCCACCAGCACACCCUGCAGGGUGAGAUGAUGAGAGGGGUACCUCCUCCAUACCUACCACACAUGUACUCCUCACAGUACUAUGGUAUCUAUGGAGGUGAAAAGAUAAUAACACCAUUGCCACUUGAUAUGAAGUUAGAGAAGGGUGAAACGGAGAAGCUUGAACCAAGGUCUGGGACUGGCACUCCAGGCCCGGCCGAGUUCCCUCCAAGACCAAGCGGUGCUCCCGCAACCUUAGCUCCGCGUGGUCAGUCUUCGCCUCAUGUGCUGGCCUCUCCACACCACGACCGCUCUACCGACUCCCCGCAGGUGGCCAUGGUGUAUACUCGACUGUACGACCGCUACUACUAUCCUCCCGGUCGCACUGGCACACCCGGAGCUCCUGGGACUGCCGAACACGAAGCUAGAAGUCGUAUCUCGUCACCAUCAGCUGCUGCCCAUGUCUACCCAACCAUUCCCCCUACUGAAGUCCACCACCCGUCAAUGGUACAAAUUUCUCCACAACAAUUUACUACACAGAUUCCACCGCAGUUACAGAUGUUACUCCAGCAACAGGGGUCUGAUGUGACGUGGGCAGGCCUGCUAGGCUUAAAGCAAGAUCACGCAGCUGUGCAGAUGCUGUAUGUGUCUGGCAGCAGUGAGGUUGCCCGCGGUGCUUUACGUGUACAUCCUGAUGGUACCACCUCCCCCAUCCGUAUUGGACAAAGAAUGAGACUUGAACAAACUCAGCUUGAGGGAGUGGCUAGGAAGAUUCAGAUGGAAGCAGAACAUUGCAUGCUGCUGGCACUACCACACGGCCGAGAUUCCUUUGACUUCAUGCAGCAGCAGAACAGUCUCCGUAACGGCAUAAUAAAUUAUCUUGUGGUUAAGCAGGCUGCCGGGAUAGUCAAUGUUUCAGCACCAGGAACACAACAACCAGCGUACGUGGUCCACAUCUUCCCACCCUGUGAUUUUGCCAAUGAAAAUUUGGCCCGAAUCUCACCUGAUCUGUUACACCUUGUCGCAGAAAUUUCCUACCUCCUGGUUGUCAUAGCUACGUGCUGAGCAUAAGAAAACCCACCAUAAAGUUUACUCUAAAAGGCAUAGUUAUCGAGUGCAAACAGCCGAUGAGGCUCUUCGUAAAGGAUUACAGUGUUAUGGGUCCAACCGCGAAGGUAAUCUCGACACCCCGACUUAGACAGAGAAUCAGAUGUUGACUUAAAUAUUACCUAUAUGAUUUGUUAAUCUACUUUCAGAACUCAAGAAAUUAAAUUAAAGAAUUAAUUACCAUUAAACAAUAAAUUUAAAGUCAUCUUGAGCUCUUUCAUAUCUGUUUUGUGCUUAAUGACUGAAAAUUAGAAAUGCUUAAAGUUCAUUGAACCUCAAAUUAUAACAAAGUUUUAAAUCCACCGUACUGUACCGAAGUAACAAUCCUCACUCAUCAUAAUCAUUGUUAAGUGAGAUGGUCCUCUGAGAAUGGAUUACACAGUUAUAGAAAUAGCUGUGCCAGUUCCAUUCCUCAUACUGUGUGUAGUUAUAAAGCUACAAUGAACUCAUUAAACUCUGAAUAUGACUCGUCAAACUGAUAAAGAAUUGUGACUUAGUAUCUUGCCUCUGUAAAUACGUACGAGAAAGACAGUGUGAAAUGGACUAAUGUACUGUAUACUAAAACUAAGAAGGAUGCUGUAAGAUAUACUUGAACAGCAUCGUUAUAUGUGAUAAAAGAGUUAAUUUAUUAUGUGCAUAUAGAAUAAGAAAGAAAAUGUCUAUUUGGCAGAAAUUAAGUGUAGUGAAAGUGGAUGGCAACUUGUACAAAGCAUUAGCAUAAACCUGUCGUGAAAGUGAAGUGAAGGGAAGUAGUAUAAAGUGGAAGUGGCGUAAAUUCCAGAUGGUGAUAACUGAAAUUUGUGUUUGUCCUAACAUGAUCCUCACAGCAAAUUUAAACCGAAACAAUAUCGAAAAGUAAGACGAGCAUUUAGGAAACAUUCGACAGGACCAGGUGUCGUGUUAGAAGAAUGCGAAAGCGAUAAGUUUGUGUCACUGUUGUGUUUUGACUGUUUGGUGUGUGCAGCUUGCAACAGCCAGAUGUUCCUGUAAUAUGUGAGUUCAUCACCACUAUCACAAAGUGUGGUGCUGUGGCCUUGUCUAUUGUGCUACACUACUGCUUCUGAGGACAUGCACCCAAGGACAUACCAAAUAAACAAUAUCAUGACUAACUUCACAUGAGUGAUGUAUGAGUGUUGUGUAAAUUGUGCAAGACACAAAAGUUUUGUGUGGCCUAACCAGCCCUGGGCCCAAUGGUGCCCGUAUGCCGCCUAUGGUGUUUAGACAAGCUGUAUAGUUGUAUAUACUGAUAUUGAUUGUAGAGUAAUUCUUUUUUACUGUUCAUUUUGGUGGAAUUGUACUUAAAGAAGCUGCCACAACCACCAUCAUGAUAGGUGAUCUACACACAGCUUGAUCCACAAACACUGAUGAAGCUGUGUGUACACCCAAAUGUUGAUUGUGUGUGCACACUGCACUCAGGGUGGCUGUGUGCAGCCCAUUGUUAUUGUGUGUACAGAUCUACGCAUGAAGUCACCCUGAUUUAUUUAUUACCAGUCAUCUCGUUCAUCAUAUAUCAUCUUUCUCGUGCAUACUCCCCCUCAUAAGCGAUGCUCUGCCUCCUUCUUUACAAACAGAUGCACACACACAUACAUCUCUCUCACCACUUACUUGUGUCUCUAAUAUAAAGAACUAUCUUGGCAUACACUGUCUUUAACCUCCCUCACUCCUAGCGUCUCUCCCUCGCUCGUGCUCGUCCUCUUCCUGGCUCCUCAGCACAGCCCUCAGGAACCUUCUGCUAUCUUGCUGCAGCACUUACUCUAAGGCAUCCUAUAUUACAUGUGUGUCUGCCUCUCUUAGAUGCUUUUUCUCUAUUUGUAAUGUAUGGUUUGCCAUGACUGUUGUCAUGCAUAUGUUGCAUGUGUAUUUUUCUAAAAAAAAUACACUAAACCUUUAGAAUAUUCCUUUUCUUUUGAUUCCUACAAGCUUGCAGAAUGAUCAUGCAAACUAGGCCAUCUCUCUUCUUCCCUCCUUUAAAGCAGCUGUUUGUUCCUUGCUCGCCUGUCACACUCUUCACUCGAUUAAGGUGUCAGACAGAUUCUCAUAAUAUAAGAAGGCGCCUGAUGCGGAUUAGCCUGCCGCUGCUACGCCACUCUUCAAUAGGUUUUAAAAGGAAAACCACAAACCAUUUGGUCUAGAGUUGAAAGGCUUUCUUGUUUCUGCACUGUUUUCGGUUUCUCGGCAGAAUUCACUCUAUUGUAUGUUUGCUCAAGAAGUUAGCGGAAUUCUAUUUUCACUUUUUAUUAAUAUUAUGUAUAACAUGUGGCAAAUAUAUUUUUGAUGUACAGUUUGAAAAUGUGAAAAAGUGUUUAAAUGUAAGUGUACUUGUUAAGUGUUGCAUAAGAGACAUGAGGUGUGUCUGAGGCGUUUGUAAAUAGGUCUAAAUAAACUUUUAGGCUGUGAUCCUCAGUUCUCUAGAAGCUUCUUUGGUCAGAAAAUUUAUUGAAAAGUCCAGUGACCAAUUUAAAUUAUUUCAAAACCCAAUAAAGAUCACAAUGAAAUAUA